CCUGCCUGCGUAUCGGCAACCUCAGACAUCUCUGCACCUCCCUUCAGACUAGGCAGCCAGCUCCUCGGUCGGUUCGUCGGAAUAACGGUAACAGGCGAGUCAAAAGAAUGGUUUCUUCAAGUCAUGUGACCUGCCUGGCAAUUUGCGCUCUGGUUUUGGUGAACCUCAUCGCAGCCAGGGAAAUAAGGAAGAGGGAGGUGGACGAUUCUGACGCAGCGAACGAGCCGAAACGGAAACGACCCUUCUGUAACGCUUUCACAGGAUGUGGACGCAAACGAUCUGACGAAUCAAUCGGAACAUUGGUGGAAAUGAAUCAGGAACCGAUUCUCUCCGAUCUGAACAGGCAAAUCCUUUCCGAGGCAAAACUGUGGGAGGCAAUUCAGGAUGCACGCAAUGAACUGCUCCGCCAACGCCAUCAGCAAAUGAUGCACGCCCCCGGAGGUUUGAUGGAACGCGAGCUACCACUUUUCAGGAAAAGGCGUGACGUCUCGAGCCAACUGCCUGAGGUGAAGCAACAGCACGGCAGGUAAAAAUCUACACGACGUGAGCGAGGCGAUUGGAGUGAGAGGGCACAUAAUUGGCUGGGCAACUUUCCCUAAAUUACACCCACGACGUUAAAAGACACACAACUCCCUUCCACAGUAGUGAAGCACCAUGGUAAUUAAUGGCGAAUUCUUCUAACUGUAGCUAACUUGUCUGUAACAUUAAACCGAUAAAUACAAAAAAAAAUUUAUGGUUUGAACGCACAGAGAAAACUAUAUUACAGUUAUUUAAUUGCGUACUACCCAGCUUUGAGUUACAGUUAGGAUUUCUAUCAUGUAGUUUGAGAUCAAGUCUUAAUAAACAGUAUUGUGUAACAAUAAAA
Molecule: messenger RNA, 865 nt
Organism: Cloeon dipterum
Lineage: Eukaryota; Metazoa; Arthropoda; Insecta; Ephemeroptera; Baetidae
Gene: CCAP
Product: Crustacean cardioactive peptide
Exons: 6
Coding region: 108-530 (140 amino acids)
Source: RefSeq, a predicted model, not a curated record